CUGAGGCCCCGCCUCCCGACUUCCGCUCUCCUUCGCAGAAGAAGCUGGGUGCAUUGCACUAUUUCGCAGUUUCGUGUUUCUAGACGUUGGGUUUAGCCGAAUUCAACAUGCCGCGUGGAAGCCGUAGCCGCACUUCUCGGGUGCCCCCUCCAGCCAGCCUUGCCCCUCGGAUGAAACCUAUUCCUAGGCCAGCACCCCCUGUAGCUCAGCCUCCAGCAGCAGCCCCGCCCUCUGCAAUUAGCCCACCUCCUGUACCCCGGCAGCCAGGCCUGAUGGCCCACAUGGCAAGCACUGCAGCUGGUGUGGCUGUUGGCUCUGCAGUGGGGCACACACUGGGGCAUGCCAUCACUGGAGGCUUCAGUGGAGGUGGUAAUGCUGAGCCUGCAAAGCCUGACAUCACUUACCAGGAGCCUCAGGGAGCCCAGCUGAUGGAGCAGCAGUCUGGUGGCCCUUGCCUUUUUGAGGUCAGACAGUUUCUGGAGUGUGCCCAGAAGCAGAGUGACAUCAAACUCUGUGAGGGUUUCAAUGAAGUGCUGAAGCAGUGCAGACUGGCAAAUGGAGGGCUUCUCUAAUCAAGUGCUAGCUGAAGAAUUGGAAAAUCGGCUCUGAUGACCAACUUUAGUGUAAAAAUGUAACUGAUAGUGGUAGUGUGAACCAAGUAAAUCUGGUUAUUAACAACUCCAUUGCUCAAGAAUGGCCGUGGAAGAGUGUGCCCACAGAACAGUUCACUGAGAUGUGUGGAAUUGGGGGCUGGGCAAGUGUUUGGCCUUCUUAAACCAGUUGUAUUAUGUUUCAUUUGUGAGUUAAUUAAAGUGAUUUUAUUCCGA
This is a messenger RNA of Nannospalax galili (Upper Galilee mountains blind mole rat), 827 nucleotides long. RefSeq names its product coiled-coil-helix-coiled-coil-helix domain containing 2 (gene Chchd2). The transcript has 4 exons. The coding region runs from base 108 to 572 and encodes 154 amino acids. Gene Ontology annotation, molecular function: sequence-specific DNA binding. Gene Ontology annotation, biological process: positive regulation of transcription by RNA polymerase II; mitochondrion organization. The record is from RefSeq and is a predicted model, not a curated record. Lineage: Eukaryota; Metazoa; Chordata; Mammalia; Rodentia; Spalacidae. Gene Ontology annotation, cellular component: mitochondrion; nucleus.